AUGUCCACUGGAGGCAGGUUUGACUUUGAUGAUGGGGGGUCGUACUGCGGGGGGUGGGAGCAGGGCAAGGCCCACGGCCGGGGGGUCUGCACCGGCCCCCAGGGUCAGGGCGAGUACGCAGGCGCCUGGAGCCACGGCUUCGAGGUCCUGGGCGUGUACACGUGGCCCAGCGGGAACAGCUACCAGGGCACCUGGGCGCAGGGCAAGCGCCACGGCGUCGGCGUGGAGAGCAAGGGCCGCUGGGAGUACCGGGGCGAGUGGACGCAGGGGUUCAAGGGUCGAUACGGGCAGCUGGAGAGCACGGCCAGCGGCGCCCGGUACGAGGGCACGUGGAGCAACGGCCUGCAGGACGGAUACGGCACCGAGACCUACUCUGACGGAGGAACCUACCAGGGCCAGUGGCUGGGCGGGAUGCGUCACGGCUAUGGCGUGCGGCAGAGCGUCCCGUACGGCAUGGCGGCCAUCAUCCUCUUCCCUCUGCGAACAUCAAUAAACUCCCUCCGCUCCGAGCACAGCCACGGCCCCCCCGCCGCGCCGGAGGACGGCACCACCCCCGCGCCCGUGGAUGGGGGGGUGGCCGGGCUGGCCGGGAGCCCGGUGGGCCGAGGCGGGUUUGCUCUGACGGCGCCGAGUGAAGCCGAACGCCAGAGGAAAAGAAAAGGGCGUUUCCGUCAGUCCAUCCUGAGCGGCCUGAAGCUGCGGCGCUCCGAGUCCAAGAGCUCGCUGGCGAGUCAGCUGAGCAAGCAGAGCUCCUUCUGCAGCGAGGCCGGCAUGAGCACCGUCAGCUCCGCCCACUCCGACCUCCACUCCAACGCCAGCGAGGGCGAGCACGGCCCCCCGGUGGACGCCACUGUCACCGAGAUGUAUGCAGGGGAGUGGCGCAGCGACCAGAGGGCGGGCUGGGGCGUGAGCCGGCGGUCGGACGGCCUCCACUACGCAGGCGAGUGGGUGGGGAACAAGCGGCACGGCUACGGCUGCACCACCUUCCCCGACAGCACCAAGGAGGAGGGCAAGUACAAGCAGAACCUGCUGGUCAGCGGGAAACGCAAGAACCUGAUUCCACUGAGGGCCAGCAAGAUCCGGGAGAAGGUGGACCGGGCGGUGGAGGCCGCGGAGAAGGCCUCAGAGCUCGCCAAGCAGAAGGCAGAGAUCGCCAUGUCCAGGAUGAGCCACGCCCGAGGGAAGGCGGAGGCGGCGGAAGGAGUCGCACGCAAAGCCACCGACGAGUGUCGCCUGGCGAGGGUCACUGCCAAGGAGCUAAGCCCCUCCUUCCACAUCUACGGGAACGGUGAGCUCUUAGGGCUUGAAUGUCAAAGGUCGUCUCACCAGGACGCUAAGGUCAACGACCACGAGGUCAUGUCCACGGGAACCGACAGCCCGGAGCUGUGCACGCCGGACGACACGCCCCCUGUGAUGACACCUGACCUCAGCCCCGUGCUGAGCGUGCCCACCUCGCCCCCCCACAGCCCCCCCAAGCACGCCCACCGCCCCAGAAACGCUUGCUUCAUGCGUCAGAGCGCCGUGGACGAUCAGGGGGGGGCGGAGAUCCAGGUGCUGGUGGAGGGGCGGGGCGUGGACCUGCCGAGGGGAGGGGCUAACCACUGGACCGAUGACAUGUACCCGGAGCGGGGGGGCAGCAGCCGCUCCACCACGCCCUCCCUCCUGGAGGAGCAGGAGGCGCAGAUCAACGGCCACGAGCCGCUGUCCAACCACAGACCGCGGGAGAAGUCCUCGUCCAAUCACAAGUCGCGGGAACACGGCUCCUCCCACAGAGCGUGGGAGCACUCCCUGUCCAACCAGAAACCCUCCAAGCACGCCUCGUCCAAUCACAAGUCCAGGGAGUACUCCUCCUCCAAUCACAGAACAUGGGACCAUUCCUCCACCAAUCACACGCCCUGUGACCACGCCUCCUCCAACCACAAGCCGCAGGUGCACAUCUCGUCCAAUCACAGAGCCGGGGAACACAACGCGUCCAAUCACAAGGCUUCUGAGCAUGCUUCCUCCAAUCACAAUGCAAAGGACCACGUGUCCUCUCCUUAUAACCCUCGAGAGCACGUCUACUCCAACCACCCCCCCAAGCAGCACCACCCCCCCGACCCCCACCCCCAGCAGCACCACCCCCCCGACCACCCGCUGGGCGAGCACGCCGGAGUCGACCAGCGGCCGGACGGCCUCAGCGUGGGCUGGACCGCCGAGAGCACGCUGAGCUGGAGCCCCGCCCACUCGCGCCUCACCACGCAGGAGGAGGAGCGGAUGAGCGACUACACGGUGGACAUGAGGCUUCAGGGUCCGGACCCCCACCCGCCUCGGGGGCGGGGCCACCAGGCUCCGCCCCCCCAGAACAACCGGCUGCGGGCCCGAGGCCUGCGGCCGGUCAGAGAAGGAUCCGUGGACUCGGUGCAGAUGCUGGACAACCUGAAUGUGGGGGCGGAGCUGGAGGAGUGGCCUCUGCACCGUGACCUCACCCUGUCCCCGCCCCUCAAGUCUCCGCCCAUCACUCUGGAGCAGGAAGUGGAUCAUCUCACGCUCAAAUCAAACUCAGGCUCCAGCUCUAUUCUGGUGGUUAUGGUCAUUUUACUCAAUAUUGGAGUAGCCAUUCUUUUCAUUCACUUCUUUAUUUAA
Limanda limanda (common dab) is the source of this 2622-nucleotide messenger RNA. RefSeq names its product junctophilin 3a (gene jph3a). Gene Ontology annotation, cellular component: plasma membrane; endoplasmic reticulum membrane; junctional membrane complex. Bases 1 to 2622 code for a protein of 873 amino acids. Lineage: Eukaryota; Metazoa; Chordata; Actinopteri; Pleuronectiformes; Pleuronectidae. The record is from RefSeq and is a predicted model, not a curated record. The transcript has 5 exons. Gene Ontology annotation, biological process: regulation of synaptic plasticity.